This is a messenger RNA of Argiope bruennichi, 3113 nucleotides long. Its product is annotated as protein O-linked-mannose beta-1,4-N-acetylglucosaminyltransferase 2-like. Gene Ontology annotation, molecular function: protein O-acetylglucosaminyltransferase activity. Bases 266 to 1981 code for a protein of 571 amino acids. The record is from RefSeq and is a predicted model, not a curated record. Gene Ontology annotation, biological process: protein O-linked glycosylation via mannose. The transcript has a single exon. Lineage: Eukaryota; Metazoa; Arthropoda; Arachnida; Araneae; Araneidae. Gene Ontology annotation, cellular component: endoplasmic reticulum.
UGCAUGAAUGUUUAUACAUUUGAUUCGAAAUAUUUGACUUCAGUUAUUAUUAAACUGAAAGGAUUGUUUUUCAAGCCAUUAAAGAGCACAUUUCUCACAAAAACUUAUUAAUAAAACUAAUUUGCUACAGGAUAAGUCAAUAAAAUUUUACUUCAACUAAUUUUUUUAAUUGUGAAUCACUGGCAAGCCCUUGGUUUUCAAGCAGCAUAAACUAGUAAAUUUUUGCUUCAACUUGGUGUUGUUUGUAAGAAAGACAAUCGAAAGCAUGAACCUUUUCUAUCAGUUAUUAUGUCCAACAUUCUUUGCUGUUAUUUUAGUUUUUAUAUUUAAGUUGCCUACUAAUGGUAAAUGGAAUUUUCAGUGGAGAUCCUUUUCAUUGAAUUUAGAUUUCAAAUAUAAGUAUUUUACAGAUAUUAAUAAUUCAACAUCAUUUUAUUCUUCAGUGUUCUGUCGUGGUAACAAUCAUACAGAUAGAUUAUGCCGAUUCAAGAAUUUGUGUUUUGAUCCUAAAUCCCAGUUAUUUGUCUUUUUUCAAAAUUCAAUAUCAAUGAAAACUGGUGUACCAAUCGAUAGAUUUUCACCAGCUCUUACUGACUUCUCCUCAGUCUCAGAUCACAACACACAGUAUUUCAAUUAUAUUGAACUUCCUGAUUUUUCAUCUAAAGAGUUUAAUAUUACUUUUCAUCAGGGGCAUGGUUUAAUGUUUAAACGCUUCAAUCCUGAUAAUCUAAUGCAUGUGUUUCAUGAUGAUCUCUUACCAAUUUUUGUGACUCUAGAUGAGCUUUCUCUUUUAAAUAAUUCUAACACUUUCAUCAUCAUAUCAGAUUCCAAGCCACCAGGUAUAUAUGCUAAUUUAUAUGAAAACUUUCUGAAUUCUAAACCCCUGUAUGUCCAUUUUUUAUCUAAAAAUCACCUCCAUUGUUUUGAAAAUGCCUAUGUUGGACUUAAUAAGGCAUCAGUAUGGUACCAAUAUGGCUUUAGAGAGCCUCAGGGGCCUUUACAAAAGCCACAUGUUGGUCCAAUAAUUAUUCAUUUUCGAAAUUAUUUUAUUAAACAAUUUUCAUUAAUAUUCCCCUCAGAAGAAAAACAGGCUUCUCUUUUAGUUCGUAAAUAUAACCGAAAGAUUCUAAAUGAAGAUAAAGUUAUUAAUGCCAUUUCAAGCAUUUCUGGAUAUAACACCCAUGUUCUUUCACUUGAUGGAUCUUCUGUUUUGGAAGUGAUUCAGGAAAUUUUAAAAAGUUGCUUGGUGAUAGCCAUGCAUGGUUCACUACUGAUACUUUCUCUCUUCUUGGAACCAUAUUCAAUUGUCAUUGAGCUGUUUCCCUAUGGCAUUCAUCCUGAUAUCAGCACCCCAUACAAGACUUUAUGUGAAUUUCCUGAAUUGAAACUCUUUUAUAAAGCUUGGAAAAAUGAUUUUAAGUCAAAUUCUUUCCCUCAUCCAGAAUAUCCUCCUGAAUGGGGAGGAAUCUUACAUUUGCCUUCUGAAGAGCAAAGAAAAAUACAGAGCUCACUUGUAAUGCCAUUUUUAUGCUGUGAUAACCCAGUGUGGUUGUAUCGCAUCUACCAAGAUACUGUGGUUGAUAUAGAUUCUUUUAGUAUAUUGCUUCAAACUAUUAUUAAGGACAAAGAUAAUUAUGUGAUUUCAGAUAAACAUCAAAGGACUUACCAUCUUUACCCAGGUGAAAUUUCUAGUGGAUGCUGUAAUAUUUCUGAUGAAACUUUAACUUUAAUGUGGGAACAACCUUGGAACCUUAGAUUUUUAGAUGUUUUACAGUUAGAAUAUGAAGUAUGGCUUCAGGACAUUGAAAGAGAUGACGUCCAAGCCUUUUUAAUGAAGACUACUAAGUUUGUUUUUCCUAUUAAGUCUGCAAAGAAAAUGUACUAUGCUUGGAUAAGAUGUCAUGCAGAUGGAUUAAUAGGGCCCUUCAGUUCAAACCCAAUUAUUUGUUCUUAUGAAUCUAAUUGUAGUAUUAUUUCUUGACCUUAGGUUGCUAGCUGCAAAUUUUAGUUUCUGUCCUUAAAAAUCAAUAAAGAAUGUGAUUUAAAUUUGAUGAUACAGUUAUACAUUCGAGAACCAAUUCCAAAAGAGAUUUUUGAUAUAAUUGUUUUCAAAAAUAGUUCAAGAAAAAGAAUCUAAUGUUACAUUUUCUUCAGGCUUAAUCUUUUUUAUUAUGUAUAGUCUGAUGUGUAAUGGAUUUAAAUCGCUCCAUUUUUGUUCACAUAUUUUCAUUUCAUAAUAAUAAUUUAGAAUCCAUCAGAUGGUAAUUGGUCCCUGACUGUAUAAAUUGUGUGUAUUUAAUUUAGAAAGAUAUUUAAAUUUAAGUAUUACUAAGCAAAAUUCUGUCAUUAAAUAUCUCAGUUUUACAUAUUAAUUACAAUAAUUAUUUUUAUAUGAUAUGUAUAUAUAUAUAUUAUGCAACUUUCAUAUAUAAAAAUGAAUUGCCAAAAUCAAAAAUAAAAUGUUCAGCUGAAUUUGCAUUUUCAUACUGCUUUAUCAAAUGUACAUAUUCUUGCAAAUUGAACAUUGAAAUAAAAAUUUCUAUACAAAUUUAUUUCAUUUUCUUAUAUCACUGUUAUGAAAAAAAUCUUGAAGAAAUUAAACUUCUAAUUUCUUCAAAGAACAGACAUUGCAUAUUUCCAUGGAGAUGCUGACUUCGGCAUUUUCAGAAGUGAAUCUUAUCAUUCUUGCAAUCGAUUAAUUUUCUUUUAUGAUGUAAUUUUCAAUAUUUUUAAUAUCUGAAGAAUUUUUUUGUAUACAUUUAUGCAUUUUAUUGUUCAGUUAAUCAUACUUAUUUUCAUCUUAGUGUUUAUGCUUGGCAAAAUUCAACAUUUUAUAAUGUUCAACUUUUUUUUUUUUUUUUUUGUUCCAAGCAUUUGUCAUAUAUGAAAGAGAUAUAAUAAGAUAUAAAAGGAUUGAAAUAUUUCUCAAAUCAUAUGCAUUAUUUGUUUCUUGCUAAACUUAAGUGUUUACCCUCCUCUUCCCAAAACAAAGGGGAAUUUACAACACUGGAGUGGUAAGACUGGAUGAGCAAUUAAUUAGAAAAAGGCCACUCGUUUAUAUUUUUACACAAGUAUAUCGAAUUAAUGAUAUGGAGAAAAAAAAAAAAAAGAAA